GCACACACAUGCAUGGUGUGCCUAUACUAAUCCACCUCUUUGUCUGAUGAUGGGACGGGCACCCGGCCCAGCCCGGCCCGCUUUUUUCGCUUUGCUCUAGUCGUCUGCUCCGCCCCUGGGUGCUCGACAGUUUAACAACCUGCAUUUCUUGAGUUAGUAUCGCCCGCCUUGCGAAGACGAGAUCAACCUUGCAGCGCAGAGAAUCAUGCCGGCGACGGUGGCCAUCACGUUGGACCUGGGAUGCUGCCGCUGCAAAACCAAGAUCCACAAGAUCCUCUGCUGCCUCCAACAACGGUGCGGGUUCGUCUUCGACAAGGUGGUGUACGACAAGGACAAGGUGCUGGUUUCGGGGACCUUCGACGCCAUGGACCUCGUCUGCAAGCUCCGCUGCAAGGCCGGACAUUUCGCAACCAAAAUCGAGAUUGUGCCCCCGCCGCCGCCGAAAAAGGAUCCACCACCACCACCACCACAAACGGCGCCUGCUGCUGCCGUGGGGAGCCCCCAACAGCCCGUAGUAACGAGCAACAGGCCCGAUCCGCCACCAACGUGCACAAAAGCGCUCAUCCCGUACCCAUGCCCGUACCCGUAUCCGUACCCGCUCCCGUGCCCAAGUCCACAGCCGCGCUCCUGCCACUGCCACUCCUGCAAGCCGCCGCCAUGCCCGACACCACCACCACCACCACCACGGCCUUGUCCGACACCACCACCGCCAUGUCCGCCACCUGUGUCCGUGUGCAAGUGCCCAGCAUGGACGCCGUGCCAGUGCCGCGGCCACCCGUGGGUCGUCUGCUGCGAGGAGAACCUACAACCCGACGGCCCCUGCGCUGUCAUGUAACUGCAAACUGUUGCUGCAGAGGCGGGCGGGCGGGGACGGCAGCGGGUUGUUGCAACUGCAACCUCUCACGACCCUGCCAUUUCAUAUGCAUGUGUGCUAGUGCAUAAAAGAUCAGUGAAAGCGUCCCGUCAGAUGGACGGCUGCUUCUGCAUGCAGUUGCCAUUCAUCAGCUGCAGACCUGACUCGAGUGUGCGUGCAUGUGUCCUUGUUGUUGUUGUACAUGAAAAAAAAAGAAUAAAUUUAUACGUUUUGUCACUAGGCCCCUGCUAGCUGCCGAGUUCUGAUCCAGUUCCUCUUAUCAUGUAAUAUAUAUAAGGCCCAACAGAAAGCCAUCCAUAUGAUCCAAGUUGGUCCUGGUUUUGUGUUGGGUUUCCUGGCAAGUGGUUCUCUGAGAUUGAUUCCAUCUUA
Molecule: messenger RNA, 1243 nt
Organism: Zea mays
Lineage: Eukaryota; Viridiplantae; Streptophyta; Magnoliopsida; Poales; Poaceae
Product: protein PYRICULARIA ORYZAE RESISTANCE 21
Exons: 3
Coding region: 206-835 (209 amino acids)
Source: RefSeq, a predicted model, not a curated record